GCGUAGCAGCCGAUUGGAUAGAGCUAGAACAGAACUAAAGAACUCCUCUCCCUCUUUCCACGCCCACUAACCCCAGCCGCAACCACCGCCCUAAUCGCAUCCUCCCCGCCGAUCCGCUCGCGACGGCAGCGGCUAGAUCCUCCCCGAUCGUCCCACGAUCCCGGCGAUACCUCUCUCGAGACCCUCCCCGCGCCUGGAGACGUCGAUCGGUGCGGUUCAUUUUGUGCGGCGGGAUCGGGUUUGUUUGGGUUUGGGUUUCGUUUUGGGACGGCGGCGGGAGAGGAGUGUGGAGGUGAAUCAGGCGAUCGAUCUGAGUAGGGGGGCCGCGAUUUCUGUGCUCGUUUCGGUUCCGAUCUGCUACUUGUUUGUAGAUCUGGGAGGUAACUAUCUGUAGAUCUUCUGCUGCUGUUGCUGACCUCUGAUUUAAUGCUGUGUUACUUUACGUUUUGGCGAUGAAAGGAGCGAAAUUUGCUCGUUCGUGUGAUUGUUUUCGCAUCAGAACUGGAUUUACUGUGAUUUUCCAGUAGUUGCUGAUUCAAAAUGGCAUGUUUUGAUGUGUAUUCGCGUUUGAUUUGCUUGUUACUAGGGCUUCGUGGGAUCUGCCGCUCGAGCUGCCGGAGUUGUACACUCGGUUCCGUCACCUUAGCCUGUGCCUCGGGUCAUGGCCGCUCUUGUCAUCUCGCAGCAGCGAAGCAACCAGCAGCAUCAUUCGUCCGGUCGCCGGAGGAAGCCAUCGUCUCACUUUGCGUCUCCCCAGUUCAUGCGUGGCUUCCAUGCUGUCAACUGCCGAGCCUUCCACUCCAGCGUCAGCAGUGGCAUCCUCCCAUCCCCGCCCCCACCCCCACCCCCACCCCCAGCGCGCACCUACUCCUCCCCUGAGCCGAAGACGCCCAAGUCGCAGCCACACCUUGGGAAGAAGCGCAGCAGGGCAAUAUCUAUAAGCCCUUCGACGCCUCCUCCCUCCCGGCCUGAGCUCUGGGCUGGCCCGGCUUUCUCUAACUCGCCGCCUCCCAGCUCACUGCCGAUACCCAAGUUCUCCCUCCACCAGAAGCGCAGUGUUUCACUCGACUUGCCAACUGCUAACCAACCAGAUGACGUGGAGAUGCCCUUGCAUGCUAAGUCAGCACCUUCGUCGCCAACUGCAGGCUCAGGUGUCAGCUUAUUUAGUGACAGUGAGACUGCUAUUGCAACGGAGAAUCUGAGGAGAAUCCUCCAUCUGAAAAUCGCUGAUCACUGAAUGACAGAUGGGCAGGUCCUUGUACAUAGGCAAUCUGCAACUAACCUUGGUAGUUUGUAUAGAGUAAUGAAGAACGGCCAUCUUUUACCUGGAUGGUGGUUCUGCAUAAUGCAUCAACAGGAGGCACCGCAGGUGGGUGAAGCACAUCAAGUAUGCAUGGCAGUUAAACUGCAGUGAAUGACUUGGUGGUGACACUGCUGGUUGGCUGGAUGAGAGCACAGCAGUUUCUGAGUAGCCUGUGGUGACCUAAAUGUUCCUAAUGUUCUUUCAACCUUUUAGGUAUUCCUUUAGGUUUUAGAUCACCAUUUGCAUUCAUGGUCUCACAUCAUUAACCUUUAGUCAGAGUUUAUCCUUGUUCCUGGUGGUUCAUGCUCGGCAGGGUAUGUUAGUGUCUUAGUACUGUUCAAAUCCAUGUGGAAUAACUGUAGGAUAGCAAUUAUCUUAUUUUACCUGCAUUCUGCCUCACCUUGUAGACAUUCCUUACAUCCAGUGACUCACUAGUCUUACCUGCUUCUGGUGUUCUGCAAAGAAACUACGAUCUCUUGGUGCUCUCUUCUGUUUUUUGGAAGGAAGAAGCACAGUGGGAUUUCAUGGAGCUCCAAUCUCUAAUGCUCUUGCUCCCAUGUCCCAUCUGACUCUACUAAUUUUAUCCAUGCACCUUUUUGUAUUCUGUAGUUUGUUGCAUAUCUUCCAUGUGAGAUCCCUACCAUCUUCCUUUCAUGCCUUCACCACUAGAGUUGUAUCUAGUAGUGGUAUGCCUUUUUUCGGGCACCAUCAAUAAUUCCUAGUCCUGUUUAUGUUCACAAAAUGUAUUUGGGAUUCUACUGCUCUAUAUGACGGAUAAAGAAUGGCAGACUUCAGAGACCUCUGAGCAUGCAGACCUGAAUAUGGUUUGCUUAUACCAGCAUGCUUCCCGUUGUUCACCUGGAGCUAUUUAGCCACCAUCAAGUUUGAAUAAUCGUCGCAGUCAACAGUCAGCACUCAUAUAUGCUAGAAUGUCAAUUCAGUGUAAUGCCUGCUUGGCUGGCUAGUCGUAUCUGGUACUGUUUUGCUAUAACAUUUUGUCGGUGUCAUAAAACUUUUGCUUGGCGUCUGUUUGGCUGGCAGACGUUGCCUUUUCCUUAUCAGCUUGCUUGGUAGUUAAAAGUAGACUUAUGUUCCACUUGUCUUAAAAAAAAGUUUCUAUGAUAUAUUUGGAGUUAGUGUUGUAGCACGUAA
Molecule: messenger RNA, 2455 nt
Organism: Oryza brachyantha (malo sina)
Lineage: Eukaryota; Viridiplantae; Streptophyta; Magnoliopsida; Poales; Poaceae
Product: formin-like protein 20
Exons: 3
Coding region: 662-1237 (191 amino acids)
Source: RefSeq, a predicted model, not a curated record